Messenger RNA from Lytechinus variegatus (green sea urchin), 1277 nucleotides. Its product is annotated as carbohydrate sulfotransferase 11-like. The record is from RefSeq and is a predicted model, not a curated record. Gene Ontology annotation, biological process: carbohydrate biosynthetic process. The coding region runs from base 1 to 1116 and encodes 371 amino acids. Gene Ontology annotation, molecular function: sulfotransferase activity. Lineage: Eukaryota; Metazoa; Echinodermata; Echinoidea; Temnopleuroida; Toxopneustidae. The transcript has 3 exons. Gene Ontology annotation, cellular component: membrane.
AUGAGGAACCAACGAGUGUCGUUAGCCAUUCUCUUUGUUGUCGGCAUCAUGAUUGCUGUGUUGAGAAAUCUUGAUUUGCGGGUACCAUAUUCAUCACGGCUCGAGCAGAAGGGUAGGGCAAUUCCAGAUUUCUAUGAGAAACAACUCCACCCAUCUCCUCGGAAAGAACGUCCAUCAAAUGACGUCACAUUGACAAAGAAUCACAAUGAGAAACGUAAGAUAUCAACUACUCCAUCGCCGCCUUAUGACAUCUUAAAAACACAAGAGCAGAGACACAAAUCUGUCAUGGAUACUUGUGUCUUGUACGGCGGAGACCCAAACGAUGUAGAAUCAAGAAACCUUACCGAAAAUCAACUCUCGAUGUUAAGCCACGUCUAUGUCAUACCCAAGUUUAAGCUUCUUUAUUGUGCUAUUCCUAAAGCGGGUUGUACCAACUGGAAGCAGAGGAUCCUGAAUAUAAGCGGUUAUGGUGACAUCUUGGAAGACAUGAAGGAGAGCAGUGGUGCCUUUUCGGUUCAUGAUUUAAUGAAUCAUGCCUACAAACCAAUAUCGAAACUCGACCCUGAACGAGCCCGAGAGACGCUCAAAACUUACAAGUCGUUCAUGUUCGUUCGGAACCCGUACAGUCGUUUGCUAUCUGCCUAUCGGGAUAAGAUUCUCCAAGAUGAACAUUCGAAGUGGAGAGAUGAAAUGCUGGAAUGGAUUAUCUCCAACGAUCCUCAAGUUGCUGCUGAUGUCUUCCUUGGAAAGCGAAACUUCACUUUCGAGGAGUUCAUCAUGUUCUACCUGUCACCGAUCGACAACAAUCCUCAUUGGAAGGAGUACUACCGACUCUGCUUUCCGUGUCUCGUUAAUUACGACUUCAUCGGGAAGUUAGAGACAAUGCGUGAAGAUUCUAAGUAUAUCCUCGAGACCCUGUUUCAGGUGAACUCUUCGCUGAGUCUCUCAAAGUCCAAAGGGGUGACUGAUAGCUCAAGCUAUGGCAGUCUGAGAGACUUCUAUUCGAGUAUCCCUCGAGAUCUUUUGCGAAGGAUAUCUGUUUAUGGAGGAUUAACGAUCGAUUCUAAACUUUUCGGUUAUGAUAUCCCGAAGGCUAUCCAGGAACUUCUUCAAUAAAACUUGGGGUUUGGUUGACUAUUUGCGGAGUUCAAGUCAGGAAAACAUUUGAUGGUAUAAAAUCGACAUCAUUAUAGUGUUUCUGUUUAUUCCGUCAUUCUGCUGUAGCAAUAGUUUUUGCAUUGAGGAUAAAUGUUUAAUUCUAUAAAUUGCAAGAAGUG